Molecule: messenger RNA, 1902 nt
Organism: Rotaria sp. Silwood2
Lineage: Eukaryota; Metazoa; Rotifera; Eurotatoria; Philodinida; Philodinidae
Source: the annotation of a GenBank genome assembly
AUGCAAACAGCAGGAGAAUUACGGGAAAUAAACGAUUGUGUGAUACUACAUACAAAUCAAGCCGACUGCGUUAAAUAUAUGCAAUCAGUUGAGAACGAAAAAAUAUUUCUUAUCAUAUCAGGAAAAGAAGCAAUGUCUAUCUUAUCAAAAACUAAAUCAUUGAAACAACUUGAUUCAAUCUUCAUUUUCUGUCUCAAUGUCAAGAAAUAUCAAUAUCUAUUAGAAAAGUAUGAUUUAAUAGUUGACAUUUAUGAUGAACGCUCUAAUUUGAUUAAUUCCAUCAAACAAAAUGUUAAACUGUUACAGAGACAAUUAUAUACAUUCAAUUUCUAUAAUGAACAUACAGAAAAAGCUACACGUGAUAUAUCAAAAGAGUCUGCAGAAUUUUUAUGGUUUCAACUAUUCAAAGAUGUUCUUCUACAAAUGCCACGAAAUCAACAAGCGAAACAAGAGCUGAUUGUAUUUUCUCGUCAAUAUUACCGUGGAAAUCGAAAAGAAUAUGAAAAUAUUAUCGAAUUUGAGAAGUUGUAUCAAUCGGAUAACAGUAUUUAUUGGUACACGAAAGACUCAUUUUUAUAUAGACUUGUAAACAAAGCUUUACGUACAGAAGAUAUAGAACAAUUACACAUAUUUCGAUUUUUCAUUAGUGAUUUAUCAUCAAUGUUAGCUAAAAUUCAUAAAGAACAAAAUGUUGGACAGAAACAAAUUAUUACGCUUUAUCGUGGAUUAAAAUUGGAAAUCGAUGAAUAUAAUAGAUUGAAACAAAAUCUUGGUUGUAUAAUAUCAACUAACGGAUUUCUUUCUACGAGUCGCUCGGACAAGGAGGCUAUUGAGUUUGCAAUGAAACGUACAAAAAGAAACAACGUAAUUCCUGUACUAUAUGAAAUUGAAUGUAAUUUAAAUGUAUUAGAAUCUGUUGUCUUUGCUGAUAUCACAGAAUAUAGUGAAUUUAAAAAGGAACAAGAGGUCUUGUUUGAUGUAGGAAGUACAUUUAAAAUCGAAUCAAUUAAUAAAAAUGAACAAUUGAAUAUGGAUGUAGUCAAACUGAUAACAACUGAUGAUGGAAUAAAAAUGGUCCAAAAAUAUAUUGAAUUAAACAGAACGAUGAAUGAAGAAACUAGUCCUAAUAUCUUAUUUGGCAUAUUACUAAUUCAAAUGGGUAAAUAUGAUCAAUCAUUGAAUUAUUUCACAAAUUUAUUGGAUAUACCGGAUGAAAAAGUAGAUGAAGGGCGAAUUUAUAGCGCGAUGGGAUCUGCAUAUUUGUGCAAAGGUGAACUGGAAGAAUCACAUCAGAUUGCCGAUCAUGCCUAUCGAAUAAUGAUUGAAGCAAAACAUUCUCGUAUUAAAGAUUCAACUAGACCGAUGACAGUUAUGGCUCAUAUUUAUCUUCGUAAAAAGAUGUAUGAAAAGUCACUCGAUUUCUACUUUGAAGUGCUAAAGAUUCAUAAAGAUUUUCAUGGUCGAAAACAUUUAGACACAGCAGAAACACUGAAUCAUAUUGGUAAUGUAUACUAUAAAAUGGAAGAGUACUCGAAAGCGCUCUCAUUCUAUAGAAACUCAUUUGAAAUUCGUAAAGCUCAACUACCAUAUAUUCAUCUUGGUAUAGCAGCAAGUUUGAAUAAUCUAGGACUCGUGCAUUGGAAGACGAAAGAUAUGGAUGAAGCAGUUAAUUGUUUUCAAGAAUCAUUAAAAAUUAGAAAACAAGUGCUUCCAUCGAAUCAUAAUGAUAUUAUCCAAAGUCUAGAUAACCUCACACACCUAUUUUAUGAAAACCAUGAUAUCGAAAACUCAUUAAAGUACUUUACUGAAACAUUAAAUAUACAGAAGAUUAAGUUUGAUCCUGAUGAUCGCCAUGACCUUUUAAGUCGUCUAAAAACAAAAUUUGGGACCAUAAUGGAGUAA